UUCCUUCACCGCCAGUAACCUGCAUCUUUCUUGCUGGCACUCUGCCCUGGGAGGACCUGGGUGUUCUUGCCCGCGCCCCCCUGCCGGGCCCUCGCUCCUUUCCCUUGGGGAGCAACUCGAGCCGUAGAAAAGAGAAAGAGGGGAGGAAAAUGGCGGCAGGCAUCCGCCUAUCUGGUGUUCCUAAAUGCCUAAAUCAAAGGAACUUGUGUCUUCAAGCUCAUCUGCCAGUGAUACAGAUAGUGAAGUUGACAAAAAGGCGAAGCGGAAAAAGCAAGUAGCUCCAGAAAAGCCUGUUAAGAAACAAAAGACUGGUGAAAGUUCAAAAGGUGCAGCUUCUUCUAAGCAAAGCAGUAACAGAGAUGAGAAUAUGUUUCAGAUUGGCAAAAUGAGGUAUGUUAGUGUUCGUGACUUUAAAGGAAAAGUCUUAAUUGAUAUUAGAGAAUAUUGGAUGGAUCAAGAAGGUGAAAUGAAGCCUGGCAGAAAAGGUAUUUCUUUAAAUCCAGAACAGUGGAACCAGCUGAAGGAACAGAUUUCUGAUAUUGAUGAUGCAGUAAGAAAACUGUAAAUACAGAGCUAUACAGGAACCUUUUAUCAUUUCAGUUAAGUGGUCUUUUUACAUUGGCAUUUAUUUUCUAAAAUAUUGUUUUCCGAGCUAUUGUAUAUUUAUUUGGAUUGCAAAAUGAUUUGUAAAAUGAAUACUUUAUGUGCAUUAAAAGUGUAUUCCGA
This is a messenger RNA of Poecile atricapillus (Black-capped chickadee), 726 nucleotides long. Its product is annotated as activated RNA polymerase II transcriptional coactivator p15. Gene Ontology annotation, cellular component: nucleus; transcription regulator complex. The transcript is spliced from 5 exons. Gene Ontology annotation, biological process: positive regulation of transcription initiation by RNA polymerase II. The coding region runs from base 185 to 565 and encodes 126 amino acids. The record is from RefSeq and is a predicted model, not a curated record. Lineage: Eukaryota; Metazoa; Chordata; Aves; Passeriformes; Paridae. Gene Ontology annotation, molecular function: transcription coactivator activity; DNA binding.